AUGACACAACCUUGGCUAACAAGGGCUGUCAAAGCCAACUAUAAGUCAAAGCGAAGGCAAAUAAUAGAGCAAAAAUUAGGUGUGGACGAUGAAAAUGACUAUUCGUCACUCGAACCAGCGGAGGUGAAGAGAUACUACAUGAACAACAAGCCACAACAAAAUGAGCCAGAACAAGACAAGCCAGUGAUGGCUCAGAGUGGACAGCGUACAUUUAGUGUAGAAGACAUAGAAAGAAAUGCCAAAAUAUUACCAGAGAUAAAUAAUGGUUCAAAACAGAUGAUACAGGAUCGUAAAGAAACAGGGAAAAGCAAAGAAGCACAGGAGAUUGAAAUGUUAUAUCAGAAUGGUACCAAGAUCCUGAAGCGGUCCAGAGAUAAAAAUUUAAGGAAGGAAGGUUAUAAACUACUGCUGAAAGCAGCUGAUUUGGGAAGCAUGAAAGCUCUGGAACGAAUAGCCUUUGCCCUAAUGUUUGGUGACCAAAUGCCCCAGAAUGUUACGGCAGCGAAAGAUCUCUUUGAGGCCUUGGCAGAGAAUGGCUCCCAUAAAGCCCAAACUGCAUUAGGAUUUAUGCAUGCCACAGGUAUUGGCAUGAGCUACAACCAACCUAAGGCCCUGGUCUAUUACACAUUUGCUGCACUGGGCGGAAACUUUGUGGCACAUAUGAUUUUGGGUUACCGGUAUCUUAAUGGUAUUAAUCUUCCACAGCACUGUGAAGCAGCUCUCAUUCAUUACAGAACUGCAGCAAAAUAUGUGGCUGACAAUAUUGCUCUCAAUGGAGAAGUACUAACAGAAAAGGUUAGAUUAACAGAAAAAGCAGAAAAUCUCAGCUCCAAUGGUGAAAUUAUGGAUUCAGAUCUGUACCAGUACUACCAAUUUAUAGCAGAAAGAGGAGAUGUUGCAUCACAGGUCAGUCUUGGGCAGCUCCAUCUGACAGGUGGCAAGGGAAUAGAACAAGAUUUCAAAAAGGCUUUCUACUACUUAUCAAAAGCUGCACAAGGUGGCAGCACAAAUGCUAUGGGCUUUAUAGGAAAGAUGUAUUUUGAAGGGAAUGAAGUAGUGCCUCAAAGCAAUGAAAUUGCUCUCAUGUAUUUUAGAAUGGCAGCUGAGAGGGGCAACCCUAUUGGACUAACAGGAUUAGGAUUAGCCUAUCUUUAUGGAAAAGGAUUACCAGUGGAUUAUGACAAGGCUUCAAAAUAUUUCAAGAAAGCAGCAGAUAAAGGAUGGGUAGAUGGACAGUUUCAACUAGGAGUUAUGUACUACACUGGCUUAGGUACAAAGAGAGACUAUAAAUUGGCCACUCAGUACUUUCGCCAUGCCUCUCAAGCUGGACAUGCCCUGGCCUUGUAUAAUCUUGCUCAGAUGUAUGGAAGUGGAACUGGAGUGGCUAGAUCCUGUCGUACAGCUGCUGAGCUUUACAAGAAUGUUUGUGAAAGAGGUCAAUGGACUGAGAAAUUCUUAUCUGCAUAUUUUGCCUACAUGAAGAAUGACAGAGAUUCUGCCUUUCUUCAGUAUUUAUUCCUUGCAGAGCAAGGAUAUGAAAUGGCUCAGAGUAACAUAGCCUACAUUCUAGAACAUGGAAAAUCUGCACUCAUGUCAAAGAUUGAUUGUUAUCAUAUGGCCUUGACGUAUUGGAAUCGAGCUGCAGCCCAAGGAUAUUCAUAUGCCAGAAUUAAACUGGGUGAUUAUUACUACUAUGGUCAUGGAACAAAAGUGGAUUAUGAAACAGCUGCACUUCACUACCGUUUAGCUGCUGAACAGCAACGCAGUGCACAAGCUAUGUUCAAUCUCGCAUAUAUGUAUGAACAUGGUCUUGGGACAGAACAGGAUCUCUAUUUGGCCAGAAGAUUCUACAAACUGGCUACCGAAAUGAGUACAGAUGCAUACAUACCUGUUUUCCUUGCACUUUUCAAGCUAGGAGCCAUAGAUCUCAUCCAUGCAGUUCUAUAUACUAAUAAUUAUAUUUUAAUUGAGACAAGUUAUACUAAGAGACUACUACUUAUCCAGAGAGAAAUUGAUGUGGCUUUUGGUGUUUUUCAGCUGCAGCAUCAUUGGGAUCUCUUGCUAAUCAUGAUUUUGACUUCGCUUCUGGCUAUUUUAAUGAACUACAGGCUCAGAUAG
This is a messenger RNA of Mobula hypostoma (lesser devil ray), 2118 nucleotides long. RefSeq names its product protein sel-1 homolog 2-like. Gene Ontology annotation, biological process: ERAD pathway. The record is from RefSeq and is a predicted model, not a curated record. Gene Ontology annotation, molecular function: protein binding. Gene Ontology annotation, cellular component: endoplasmic reticulum membrane. NCBI's taxonomy places the organism in Eukaryota, Metazoa, Chordata, Chondrichthyes, Myliobatiformes, Myliobatidae. The coding region runs from base 1 to 2118 and encodes 705 amino acids. The transcript has 19 exons.